Molecule: messenger RNA, 2058 nt
Organism: Pseudopodoces humilis (Tibetan ground-tit)
Lineage: Eukaryota; Metazoa; Chordata; Aves; Passeriformes; Paridae
Source: RefSeq, a predicted model, not a curated record
AUGGCAGAUGCAUCAGAUGGCUUUGAAGUUGUUACAUCAGAAGGGUCAGGUGCAAAGCAAUCACCUGCAUCCUCACAAGGAAAAGCAGUCAGAGAGGCUGGGGACCCAGCGGAGAAACCUCUGCUUCCAGAACCUGCAGACACUGCACGGUCAGAGGAGGGCUGGGACCAGUGGUCUCCUUCUCAAAAUUCAGUACUACGAGAGAAUACAGCAAAUGGGACAGAGACAGCAAGCACGACUGAGGAUAAUGAAACAGUUAGGAAGUCUGGGUCUAAUUUUGAUGGAACUGUCCAGCCUGAGAAUCAGGGAGGCUUUCCUGAAAAAGUCAUUCAACAGGAUUACUGCAUGCCUGAUGUCAUAACUGUCAGAGUAGAAAGAACUUCCAUUUUAACAGGUUCGGAUUCAUUUCAAGAAGUACUUGUAAAAAUUGAAAGACCUACCUAUAAAAAACCUUUUCUGGGUGGAUUUAGGAACGUGUCAACAGGAGUAGAAUUUCAUAAUGCAGGAUCACAAACAAUACCCAAAAAACGACCUGACAAAGGAAUUCCGUUACUUUGUAAGGGAAUACAGGCAGGUGUGGAAAAAAAUAAGCAACAACAAACAAGAAAUACAACAUCAACACAGAUGACUAAAAUUGGCCUUUAUGUAUCAAACAUGACUGACAAACUAAUUACUCCAGGAACGUAUUUUACAGCGGAUGAAUACCAUAAACGUAGACUUGAAGCAGUAAUAGUAAUACAGAAAUAUUUCCGUCGUUGGUAUGCUAUAAAUUUAGUACGAAAUCUGAAGGAACAGAGGAGGGCAAGGCUUGCAUGGGAGGCACAAGAAGAAUUACAGAAAAAAAGGGAGAAAGAAGAAAAAUUGAGAAGGGAGUAUGAGAAAAAACUGAACCCUAAAACAAAAGAAGACUUUGAGCUACUGUACCACGACUUGGAAUUAUGGGUGCAGGAGGAGACUGGGCGAAUUAACAGAACUCUUUCUGGAGCUGAAAGAAAGGCAGCGCUUUGUGCACUUCUGGAGGAAGAGACACAGCUGAUUGCUUGCAUUGGGAUGCACAAACAAGAUGCCAAUGUGGAGAAUCAACAAAAAGCAAUAAUGCACCUUCUGGUUAAGUGUGCACAACCUAGGAGGUGGAAAGCAUUUGAUGGAAAAAUCACUGAAAUGGAUACACAGAGCACUCUCCGUGGAAAAGAACUGCUUGAAAUCUACCGCAGCAUUAACACAAAGGACAUCCCAAAAGAUGAGAGGAUAUCUGUGCUGUUAACACUCAAAUGUACAGUCAAGGAACAUGAAUGUAAAUUAACACAGGAAAUAGGGGCAUUAAUUGACAGGGAAAUUGAUCUUAUGUCAAGGGAGGUGAAAGAGUGCAACUUGGAAGGACUGAGGAAAAGAAUUUGUACAUUAUUUCUUCAGUAUACCAAAAGUCCAGAGUUUAACCCUGAAGUUGCUGGAUUAAUUAAGGUUCCACAAGAUCCCUUAAAGCUUUAUAAAAAUAUCUACUUCUGUCACAGCUGCGAAAAUUAUUUACCAUCUACUGAGUUUCUCAUUCCUGCAAAUUCCCGCACCAUUGGCAGAUGUCGCUCGUGUUACCAGCUUGACAAUGAGGCUCGGAAACGAGAAGCAUAUUUGAAGUACAGACUUAUACUUGAAAAUCUCAGGAAGUCUGAAGUUGAUUAUCAGGAUGAUAGUAAAAUCGUUUUCUUAGUUCAGCUUCCAGAUAUGCAGUACCUGAUUGAGAAGAUAUGGAACUGCCAGUCAGCUCUCAGUGCCUGCAGUAAUCUGUAUGAUUUAGUUAUGGUCAGGUGGGAUAAGCAGCAUGAGUGGUCUCCAUGGAACACUAUUCUCCUCACUGAAGAAGAGGCAGAUGCACAUCUUAAGCUGUGUGACCCUCUGAAGACUUAUGAAGGUCCAUUUAUUUACAGAGUAGAACAAAAGCAUAUCCGGGCAAAAAACUACUUUGCUCAAAUUCCUGCGAUGUCACCAUUUUUGCAUAGAAGUAACAAUCAGGCUAAUGCAAAUUCCUACAUGAAACAUUGUUCUUCAAAGUUAAAGAAGUGA